Messenger RNA from Culicoides brevitarsis, 4943 nucleotides. It is a transcript of the gene Pkn, whose product is annotated as serine/threonine-protein kinase N. Gene Ontology annotation, cellular component: cytoplasm; nucleus. Gene Ontology annotation, molecular function: ATP binding; small GTPase binding; protein serine/threonine kinase activity. NCBI's taxonomy places the organism in Eukaryota, Metazoa, Arthropoda, Insecta, Diptera, Ceratopogonidae. Gene Ontology annotation, biological process: signal transduction; protein phosphorylation. Bases 926 to 4498 code for a protein of 1190 amino acids. The transcript has 13 exons. The record is from RefSeq and is a predicted model, not a curated record.
CCCGAUUCACGACGUUAAUUUUUUUGGUCCACAAUUUAGCCAUUUUCGUGCCCUUUCUGCGCCGUUAUUAUGUUAAUUUUGCGCUAAAAGUCGCCCCGAGUCCGGCUUCUACGAGAUUUUGAUGUAUUUCGUUCGAAAAAGUGCAUCCUUGGUCCCGUAAUUUCGCAAAAAUUCCAUCACACACAAGCAACACUUGUAGAGCACAGUCGUCGUCUGCCAUUUGUAGUAACGCAAAAUACAAGUCAAAGCAGCAAAAAAAAAAACGACAACAAAAAUAAGUGAAAAACAAAUAAACACUAUGUGCUAUUUUUGGCAUUUUCAGUGAGAGAGACGCGCAAGAGAGUGUCGCGCACAAGUGAAUCACCAUCGUUGCCGUUCCAGACGUGAAAAAGUGCCUCCGCGGGUCCCAAAUCCGCGUAUCGUCGUCUCGCAAAAGAAGCAAUCAUCCAAUUUACUACUUCUCGCGAGAAGCUGUUGUCGUCAAUUGAAAGAAACAAAAAAAAAAUCCAACGAAUGUGUGUUGUUAGAUAAACCCGAAGUGCCCGAGAUCGUCAUAAAUAAUAAAACGAGAAAAUUUUUCUACUUAGUCACACACACACAAAGAAGCGAGAAUAGGGAAAAGUUAUUUAUUUACACAACGCAACAACAAAACAAGUGCAAAAACCGUUUUUUUUUUAUACGGAACAAAAUUUUUAUACUGUCAAACGGAAAAUAUUGAGAUUUUCAAGAACACUUUGCUCCCUCCAUUGAUCGACGAGUGUUCGAGUGAAUGUUUGGCAAAUUACCCAACAAGCCUUUCUUACGCUCAAAAUAAUUAUUACGACACACCGUGUGUGCAUCUGUUCGUUGUAAUUAACAAAAUAAUUGGGAAAUUCUUGAAUAAAAGUGUUACUUCGACAAUCGAACGCCGAUCAUCAUCAACAUCAUGGCGAAUUCCUAUUCUCAGGGAGAAUACAUCAAGCAUCCAGUAAUUCUCUACGAAUUAAGCAACAAAUAUGGAUUAACAGACAAUACGCCGGACAGUGCGAUACCGGAUCGACUGGAGGAGAUUAAGGAAGCGAUCCGCAGGGAAAUCAGAAAAGAAUUAAAGAUAAAAGAAGGCGCGGAAAAGCUGAGAGAAGUGUCGACAGAUAGACGUUCCCUAUCUGACGUCGCGUCAAUCGUGAAGAAAAGUAACAAUAAAAUUGCAGAAUUGAAUGCAGAACUGCAAGAUUUGGAAAGUCAAAUUAUUCUCACGCAGGGGAAUACUGUCAGUAGUAAUGGACAAGAAUUCCUUACGUCGCCGAUUGCCGCCCACGCCAGCGACACGCAGCAAGGCAUCAGUGUCAACGACAAGCUGCUCCAGUCGCUCGAGAAGCAACUCAGUAUCGAGACAAAGGUGAAAAAUGGUGCCGAAAACAUGAUUCAGAGCAUUUUGCAUGGGCACAAUGGGCGCGACAAGAAACUACUUGCGGAAGCGCAACAAAUGCUCGCCGACAGCAAAACCAAAAUCGAGUUCUUGAAGUUGCGCAUCCUCAAGGUCAAGCAAAAUCGACAGUUGAAUAACGUGUCGGACGAGAACGGCGAUCCGAAGACGCGACAUUUGGAGAAUUCGUUGGAAGAACGCAUCGAGGAACUGCGACAUCGGUUGCGCAUCGAGGCAGCUGUCGUCGAUGGUGCCAAAAAUGUUAUCCGCAUACUGCAAAGUAACAAAAAUAUCGAUAAAAAGGCAUUUCAAGAGGCUCAAGGAACUCUCGUCGAAUCAUCGAGAAAAUUAGAUUUACUGCGACGCUCAUUAGAAUUACGUAGAUUAGAGUUGCCCGCAGACUCUCCAGCUGCCGCUCAAAUCAAGGCUGAAUUACAAAACGUACAAGCUUCGAGUCCGCUGCCCGUUCAAUACACCUCGUUGCAUCCCUUUCGCGGCAAUCAAAUUGUCAAGCAUCCCACAUCGCAGGGACGCAUCGCUGCUGUCACCGGCAAACUCGAAGUUCGUCUCAUGGGAUGCCAAGGCUUGCUCGAAGAUGUUCCAGGACGAUCGCGUCAAAGUCCCGGCGAGUUCAAAAGUCUCGUGAAGGGCAUUUCCAAGAGUUCGAAGAGUUACAGCGUCAAAGAUGAGACAUCGAACGAAAUUAUGGCUGUCAUAAAGUUAGAUAACACAACUGUCGCGCAAACUGCGUGGAAAAGUUGCUCGCAACAAGCGUGGGAUCAACGUUUCAGCAUCGAUCUAGAAAAAUCGCGCGAACUCGAGAUCGACAUAUAUUGGCGCGACUGGAGAUCACUUUGUGCCGUCAAAUUUCUGCGACUCGAGGACUUUGUCGACGACAUUCGGCAUGGCAUGGCGUUGCAACUCGAACCGCAGGGUCUCGUUUUUGCCGAAAUCAAGUUCAUUGACCCCAUGAUCUCGCGAAAACCAAAGUUGCAGCGUCAACGGAUGAUUUUCAACAAGCAACAAGUGAAGCGGGCGAAACAACUGAACGUAAAUAUCGCAACUUGGGGUCGUCUCUUGAAGCGAAGCCAAACAUCGAGUCAUCAGCCACAAAAUGCGAACAUUGUGACGACACCAACAACACCAAAUGAUAACUAUUUGUCGGGCGUUCAACCGUUGGACAUUGAAGCAGCGGAAAUGGAGCCCUCAGAGACGCUUGGAGAGAAUCCUGAUGCCACAACUGUCGGUUUGCAAGGCGGAAGACCCUUAGGCAUUCAUGGUGUCUGCGUUUUACCAUCUGGCGAUCCCCAACGUCAAUUCCAGACGAGCCAAAGUCAGCAAAACUUGACGGCAGAUCAUUCUAGCUUAGCGAAUUUACAUCAACAGUCACCCAAACCAUCCAUGAGUACGCCAUCGAGUUUCAGACAAGUGCCGCCGCCCAUUAAGAAGCCUCCAAUGCCUGCGCCGCCUCCGCCCCCAACACAAAAAUCCAUGGAUCCCGAGCUUCAGAUGGCAUUACAAGAAUUCGAUUUCCUGCAGCACCACGAUGACGAUACCAUGAUGGAGAAUUCGGGUGAUUUGAUACAAGCGCCGCCUCCGUUGCAGUUUCAGGAUCCGCCAAUGCCUUUCCAAAGAUCGCCCGCGCACAAAGACGAUGCGCCGGAUCUCCUGAGACCCAUUUUGACGAUGCCUCCUGUGUUAUUGAUGGGCGGAAGCGGAAUUGUGCCGCCAAGUCCAAUUGUUGAGAUGCCUCCGACGCCCGAUGCGAACCAAAUGCCCGUUGUCGAGUACCCCGAGGAGGAAGAUGAUGAGCCGCAAGAGUUUGUUGUACGAGAUCAAAUUGAUAUUGAGAUCAUUUCCCAAAUGAACAACAUGCUCAUAAACGAUCCUCGUAACUCGAUGCAAUCGUUCACGGGUGUCGCGCCUCCGCCUCCAACGCAACAGCCAAUGCAAUCGAAGCCAACGCCUCCCGCAGUUCCUCAGCGCCCGCCAAGUUUGGAUGCCUCACGUAGACCGCCUGUCGUACGAGAGCUUUACGAAAAGGGUCGUCGACCUUCGGCAGCGACAAUCGUACAAUCGAGCAGUAUCGGCAUGUCCCUCAACGAUUUCAAACUGCUGAGCGUGCUGGGUCGCGGUCACUUUGGAAAAGUUAUUCUUGCACAGUAUAAAAACCGGAAUGAAUAUUAUGCGAUAAAGGCACUCAAGAAGGGCGAUAUUAUUGCACGCGAUGAAGUUGAGUCGUUGUUGAGUGAGAAGAGAAUUUUCGAAGUCGCUAAUACGAUAAGACAUCCCUUCCUCGUGAAUUUGCUUGCGUGUUUCCAAACAGAGCAACACGUUUGUUUUGUCAUGGAAUACGCAGCCGGCGGUGAUCUAAUGAUGCACAUUCACACAGAUGUCUUUAGCGAGCCACGUGCCGUCUUUUAUGCCGCAUGCGUUGUUUUAGGUCUCCAAUACUUGCAUGAGAACAAAAUUAUCUAUCGUGACUUGAAACUUGACAAUUUACUGCUCGACACUGAAGGUUACGUGAAAAUUGCCGACUUUGGGUUGUGCAAAGAAGGCAUGGGAUUUGGCGAUCGUACAGGAACAUUCUGCGGAACGCCUGAAUUUUUAGCGCCCGAAGUUUUAACAGAAACUUCUUACACGAGAGCCGUCGAUUGGUGGGGAUUAGGAGUUCUUAUCUUCGAAAUGUUGGUUGGAGAGAGUCCCUUCCCCGGCGACGAUGAAGAAGAAGUAUUUGACUCGAUUGUCAACGAUGAAGUACGAUAUCCGCGCUAUUUGUCAUUAGAAGCUAUUGCGAUCAUGAGAAGGCUCCUUCGUAAAAACCCCGAACGUCGUCUCGGAUCCUCAGAACGUGAUGCAGAAGAUGUCAAACGUCAAGCAUUCUUCCGUCAAAUUGUAUGGAACGACUUAUUGUCACGCAAAGUGAAGCCUCCAUUCGUGCCAACCAUCCGCUCAAUGGAAGACGUUUCCAACUUUGACGAGGAAUUCACUGCGGAAAAACCGCAGUUGACACCACCAAAGGAGCCGCGCCAAUUGACUGAAGCCGAACAAGCAUUCUUCAAAAAUUUUUCAUACAUGGCGGAUUGGUGUUAAAAAAAAUGUGUUGAAAAAAAUGAGAAAAUGUAACUCUUUUUUUUUGUUGUAAGAUAUUUUUUUAUUAUUAAUAUUAUCUAUCAUUAGCGUAUUUUUUUCUUUAAAUAAUCAUUAAUCCUUAAAUUUAUGCUAAAAAAGUUAGAAAAGUAAGAACCACUCGUUAAAAAUAUUAAAAAAUAAAUCAGUUGGACAGUUUUGAGGUCUUCCAAUCAGAAGAACGUCCAUGAAUGAAAUUCUAAAAGAAAGAAAAAAAUAUUACUAAAAAUAUUUAUUACGAUGAACGCAGGUGAUCAAACAAAAAAUGAAAUAAAGGACCAUGAAAUGUAGGAGAACAGAGUAUUUUUGUAUAAGAAAAGGGAUUUUUAUGCUAGAAAUAGAUUUAAAAGCAAUAUUUAUGGACAGUUGAGUUAAAUUUUUAAUGUGAAUGCCAAAAUACCGUCACCUU